AUGAACAAGUUCAAUCAUCUCAAUCCAGAGAUCCAUGAAGCCAUCCAUGUUCUUCAGCAGGUCUUCCGAUUUCCAGCUCAGUUGUACUGCGGCAGCGAGGAGGGCGGUGAUGCAUGCUGUUUUGCGCACAUCGUGCAGAAAACGCCGCCAGCAAAAUGGUAUGCUCAGUGCCGACGUCUCGAGGAGACUCUAAAGGGGCGCUUGAAACAACCUUCUGGAAAGAACAUGGCGCCAUUCGAGGUUAUCAGGCAACUCCAGCAAGGCACGGAUGGGUCUCGCCGCUUCACCGAAGAAAUCACAUGGUUGCGACAACACCUCGACCAAGUGUGCCAGCUUGCAAAGUCCCAGCUAACUUCAGCAACCUUGCGGACCACUGAUGCAGAUUUCCUGGAUGUUGUUGCAGUGGCACAGACCUACGCUGAAGUACAUAAAGGGCAAAGACACUUUCGGCCUGUGCAGCUUGCCACUAUCCUGCUCAACGUGAGAGCUUCUGCUGCCAUGUCAUCCGUCCUGAUUGAGAUGAAAACCGGUGAGGGCAAGACCGACAUGUGUGCUGCGGUGGCAGCUGUCCUGGCCAAGAGAGCUCCAAAACAUGCCGUGCACAUUCUCACCUCCAGCAGCGAUCGCGCAAGUGAUGAUUGCAAGUCCACGAAGGCCUUUCUUGAAGCAUGCACCGGCCGAGCACCGAGGCUUGCAUCUGAAGGCCUGAAGUGGGGUGACGAGGGUAGUGGCGUGGUCUAUGCACAGGUUACCGACAUUCAGAAAAUGGUGGUCGACGAGAUGAGGAACGGCAAGAAGAAAGAGCUGUUCCAGUGGUUGGAGGAUUGCUUCCUUCUUGUGGACGAAGCCGACCACGUCUUGAUUGAGCAGUCUGAAAACCAACUCUACAUCUCGAGCCCCUGUCGUGGUUUCCAAGCACUGGUCCCUUUGACCUUUUUGACAUUGGCUUACAUGGACUUCGACGCAGAUUUCCAGGAAGCCUUUGUCAAGGAUCCCAUGGCAAUCCCCGAAAAAAGUACUGCUCUGGCCAGCAAGUUGGUCGAGGAGUUGCGCAAGUUCGAGGGAAAGGGCAACCAUGGGCGCUGGCAACACAUGGCACCAGUGAAAGUUGACCAGGAGGCUUUCAUUGCCAGCUUGGCACCCGGAAGUUUGGGUGCGAGACUGAAGGUUGCUGGGAAAGAGUUCGUGAUUGAGAAUCAGGAGCAAAACGGCAUCAUCGUACCUCAAGUAGUAAUCGUGGACAUGGCAACCGGCACUGAAUCUGUGGGAACCAGGUGGACCUCCGAAGCGCCUGCCGUCGAGGCCCUGCAUGCGCUGCCGGUCGGAGGCUCUGAGCCGCUGGCGUUCUUCAACUCGAUUCCCACACUUGCUAGGAAAUACAGAUGGGUUGGUGGCACCACGGGCACCUUGGGUCAGAACCACUGCCUGGAGUUUUAUGCGAAAGUCUACAAUGCCAGAACGACUUUCCGCAUGCCGCGUAAUUCGCCGGGAUGUAUUUUCAUGCUGCCUCCAGUCAUCUCAACCACCGAAACAGAAUGGCUUCGGAACAUCCAGGAAUCGGCAGAGAGAUAUCUCAGCAACGAGCACGGCUUGGGUGUGUCUGGCCCAGUGCUCGUUAUCACAGAGAGCAUCCUCAGGGCGGAGCAAGUGGUGGACUACCUCAAGGCGGCAGGCUAUCCUAUCAUGAAAGCAGACAGCAGCAAUGGCGAAUUAGGAUGGUCGUACGAGAAGCUCAAUGGCAGGCUUAGAACUGGAAGUCAAGCACAUGUCUUCCCUUUCUUCAAGUCCGACCAUGCGGUGACGGAGAAGUUGCCAGACGCAUCCAUUGUUGUGGCCUCCAACAAGGGCGGUCGCGGCCUUGACUUGAAGCUUGACGGAAAGUGUCCUGCAGGUUGCUCCUUGGCGCAUCCACACGCGCCAGCCACCGACGGAGGCAGCGUACUGUUCGUCAUCCUCACAGAGGCCUUGAAUGAACGCCAAGAUGUCCAAGCUCGAGGGCGUUGCGGUCGCAGUGGAAAGCCUGGUGUGGUUCAGUAUCAACUGUUCGUGGAAGAUACGAUGCCGCCAAUGCCAGUUGGACACGUCGUGCAGGUGCAGAACAAAAAGGCAAAGGAUGAAUCCAACCAUCUUCGCUCAAAGUCGCUGCGUGUCGCAGACAUGGUCAAGGAUGGGCGCCUGCUUGAGAAGUUCGUUGACUGGAAAAUCACAUACAAGAGAAAGUUGUUCAACCUCCUGCUUCCAAGAGAAGGCAAAUUCAAACUUGAAGGUUCCUUCCUGCCUGAGCUGGAAUUCAAGAUGAACCGUUUUUUGGAGGAGCUCCUGGUAGAGAGGUGGGCUUAUUGGAGAACCAUGGGCGAGCCAUGGCGCAAGACGGAUGACACUGUCCACCAUUUCCAACAGAGGCAAGUUCUUGGAACUGUCACGAAGCUUGACUUCGGCGAUGGUGCGGGAGAGAGCAAGGUUCGUGCUUUUGCGACACGACUCUGGAACCUGGCGGCGCAGCUUCGCUUAGAUGCCGAGCAACUCAUGGCUCUUGCCUUACAGCUCCUCCCGCUCCAGGAGCAUGACACGAGCUUUGCCUGGAUCGCCCGUGAUCUGUUGCGGAAGGCCGCCUCAACAGCGGGUCCAUGGCCGCUGCAGGAUGGCGAGCACUGGCAGGCCGAAUGGACCGGCAAUGCCGCGCUGCUCCUGGCAAGAUUGCAGGUUGGGCUGGGCGGACACGAUGCGCACCAAGAGUUGCAAUCCAGCGUUUGUCGCUUGGAGCACUUGGCAAGUUCCCUCAAGCUGGGAGAUGACAAGUUCCACGACUUGGCGAGAAGGCAGGGGCACGCGUAUCCAAGUGUCGUCUUGCAACAGCACAAGCGUGUCCGCAAGUACGAAACAAAGUAUGGUGUCCAGCGCAAUGAGAUGCUGCGGCAGAUUCGUCACCGCAUUAGGAAGCUGGAGCAAGCCCAAUCCCAACCUGAGAUGCUUUCCUUGCAACAUCUGUCAUCGCUGGAGACCUCAUUACAAUCACGGUUAUACCUCCUCGGGUACACUUGGGCCACAACUGUGUUCGAGUUCAAUAUUGCCGAUGGCGAGCCGCUUGCAGCCAUGGAUGAGGACACCCACACCUGGUUGCAGGACAGGUCUGUAAGCGCAAGUAAGUAG
This is a messenger RNA of Symbiodinium sp. CCMP2592, 3150 nucleotides long. NCBI's taxonomy places the organism in Eukaryota, Dinophyceae, Suessiales, Symbiodiniaceae. The record is from the annotation of a GenBank genome assembly.